Messenger RNA from Scaptodrosophila lebanonensis, 649 nucleotides. RefSeq names its product general odorant-binding protein 19d (gene Obp19d). The coding region runs from base 9 to 449 and encodes 146 amino acids. Gene Ontology annotation, molecular function: odorant binding. Gene Ontology annotation, biological process: sensory perception of smell. The record is from RefSeq and is a predicted model, not a curated record. The transcript has 4 exons. NCBI's taxonomy places the organism in Eukaryota, Metazoa, Arthropoda, Insecta, Diptera, Drosophilidae.
UGUUAAUCAUGUCGCGAUUCACUUCUCUAUCGCUAAUAUUAUUGUUGGGCGUUUCAGCUAUUUGCUCCGUACAAUGCGAGCUGACCAAGGAGCAUGCCGCAGAGGCGGCCCACGAGUGUCAGGCGGAGACGGGAGCUUCAGAUGACGACGUUUCCCAGCUAAUGAAGCACGAGAUGGCGGAGAGUCAUGAAGCCAAGUGCUUGCGAGCCUGUGUCAUGAAAAAAAUUGGCAUUAUGGAUGAUUCCGGUAAACUGGACAAGGAUCAAGCUAUUGCAAUGGUGAAGGCCAUGAGUCAUGACGAUGCCGAAAAGGAGGCCGCAAGGAUUGAUAUCGUCGAAAAGUGCGAAGCGAUUGAAACUCCCGAGGACCACUGCGAAGCAGCCUCCGCCUACGAGGCAUGCAUACACGAACAUAUACACGAGCACGGCCUGUCACUGGAGGAGCAUUGAAUGGGAUACCAAAUCGAAGGUUGGUGUUUAGUGAACGCCUUGUAGUAAAUUUAUGUAUAUGACCCACGAUUUUUUUACGCCCAGUUGAGCUGAAAUGUGCGCUCGCUAGUCUUUAAGCCCCAUAUUGAAAGUAUGUUGUUAUGUACAGAAUAAGUAUACAUACACACAUACCAUAUAAAAAACCUUAUUGCAAUUGAGAA